Drosophila innubila is the source of this 591-nucleotide messenger RNA. RefSeq lists its product as uncharacterized. NCBI's taxonomy places the organism in Eukaryota, Metazoa, Arthropoda, Insecta, Diptera, Drosophilidae. The transcript is spliced from 2 exons. The record is from RefSeq and is a predicted model, not a curated record. The coding region runs from base 164 to 487 and encodes 107 amino acids.
CCGGUGCAUUUGGUAAUUACAAUGCCUUUACCAAUAUGCUUAUGGAGCUCGUAAAGGAGGAAUGAUAUGUACAAGAAAAAAGAAUUGAAUUCUCGGAAAUAACGCUUUAGACCAUUUGAAGGAACGGUUUCGGCGAAUUGAAAGGAGGCUAACAAAUGCUCCAAUGAAUGCAAACGCCAUAAUUAAAAGCAUCUCCAUUUUACUUAAUUUCAUCAUUGCUAGAAAUGACGCCAACCUUCUACAAGAGGGAGCUCCCGCAGAGGUUCUUACCAAUGUCAGGCAAAACAGCUAUAAUUGGAUUUCACUGAGGGAGAUCGCAAGACAUUUCUUAAAAAUGAUUUUGGUAGGAUCUACUCUUUAUCCACGGCGCCUCGACUUCAAGCAAUUUCUAUCACGAUCCCUGAAGGUCUUGUUCUUCCCCUUCAAGUGCUCUAAAUUUCGGCCUGCCAAGUCAACGUUCGUCCUUUUGUGCAGUUUGUUCCUCUAAAGGAAAGUGUGUGAAUUAGCAAAUAUUUUAAAUUAUUAUAGUGUGUAUUUAUUACUUACUUAAAAUUUUAUUUGUGUGAACCAAAUGUUCACGGAUCUUGAGUA